GAGAGGUCACUCAGGUAAACAGCCAAGAUGGCGGCGCCGUCGCCGCCGGGAGCCGAGCGGGAGCCGGGCUUGGAGGCAGAGCGGGCGGCCCCGCUGACCCUGACGGCGCUGCCGGGGGAGCUGCUGGAGCUCAUCGCCUGCUGCGGGACGCUAAGCGCCGCCGACGUGGGCCGCCUGGCCUGCACCUGCCGCCGCCUCCGGGAGGCCUGUCAGCCCCACGGGAAGGUCUGGCGGGAGCAGUUCCGACUCAGGUGGCCCUCACUAAUGAAAUAUUACAACCAGACAGAGAAUGUCAAUUGGCUGGAGGAAUAUAAAGAACGACACAAAGCUGGCUUGGAAGCAAGAAGGAUUGUAGCAUCUUUUUCCAAAAGGUUCUUUUCAGAACAUGUUCCCUGUGACGGCUUCAGCGACAUUGAGAUUCUGGAGUGCCCAAGCCAUUUCUUUGAGGAUGAACUGAUGUCCAUCCUUAAUAUGGAAGGAAGGAAAGGCCUGACAUGGAAGUACUAUGCUAAGAAAAUUCUCUACUUCCUGAGGCAACAGAAUAUUUUAAAAAAACUGAAGACAUACCUUCAACGCUCAGCAGAUGAACAGUCCUUCUUGGAAGGUGCUGUAUUAAUUGAUCAGUACUGUAACCCUUUGUCAGACAUUUGCCUAGAGACUGUUCAGGCCCAGAUCGAUGACAUUGCUGCUAAAGUUCGUAAAUAUCUGAAGUCUAAAAACCCUCGGCAUCCCAGCGUGACCUCAAAAGCAGGAGAAGUAUCUCAGGAAGUCUUCGAGGUGGAACUUCAGAGGCAGGUUUUGGAUGCCAUGAACUAUGUCCUGUAUGAGCAAUUGAAAUACAAAGGGAAUGAGGUGGAUUACUACAAUUCUCUGAAUUCAUACAUUCGCCAGGUUUUGAUCCAUCGGACUGGAAUCCCGAUCAGCUUGUCUGUGCUUUAUUUGACAAUUGCCAAGCAGUUGGGAGUCAGGCUGGAGCCUGUCAACUUUCCCAGUCACUUUUUGCUGAGAUGGUGCCAAGGGACAGAAGGAAGCACGAAUAUCUUUGACUACAUUUACAUAGAUGCUUUUGGAAAGGGCAAGCAGCUAAAGGUGAAGGAAUGUGAGUACCUGAUUGGACACCACGUAACAGAGGAGUUCUACGGCGUGGCUACAGCAAAGGAAGUUUUGCAGCGAAUGGUGGGCAACUUGCUGAACAUCGGGAAACGGGAAAGCACUGAUCAAUCCUACCAGCUCUUGAGAGACUCAUUGGAUCUGUACUUGGCCAUGUAUCCAGAUAACGUGCAGCAUCUAAUGCUCCAAGCAAGGCUGUACUUCCACCUGGGAAUCUGGCCGGAAAAGGUGCUGGACAUUUUGCAACAUAUUCAGGCCUUGGACCCUUCUCAGCACGGGGCGGUUGGCUAUUUAGUCCAGCAUACACUGGAGCACAUUGAACGUCGGAAAGAGGAAGCAGGACCGGAUGUGAAGCUCCACUCUGAUGAGAAGCACAAAGAAGUCUGCUAUUCUGUCGGUCUGGUUAUGAAGCACAAAAGGUAUGGCUAUAACUGCGUGAUCUAUGGCUGGGAUCCAGCCUGCAUGAUGGGGCACGAGUGGAUUCGAAACAUGAACGUCCACAGCUUGCCGCACGGUCCCCACCAGCCUUUCUACAAUGUACUGGUGGAAGAUGGAUCUUGCCGAUACGCCGCACAAGAGAACCUGGAGUAUAACACAGAGCCUGGUGAAAUCCCUCACCCGGACAUCGGACGCUACUUUAUGGAAUUUGCGGGCACGUACUACAUGGCAAAUGCAGAAUUGGAGAUCCGAUAUCCUGAGGAUCUGGAGCUUACACGUGCCACUGUCCAAAAGAUAUACAGCGAGAAAAAGGAGUGAGCUUUUUAUCUUUUUACGAGGGCAGAGGAUGCCUUCGCAAAGCAGCCUUGAGAAUGGCAUUGUGGGAAGCAAGUAUCCGUAGCUGUUCUCUGGCCGAAUCAGGAAUUUGCACUUUGCUUUGUAACUAGAGGUGAAGCAUCUCUUCUGUAACCACUCAGUUGCAUCACAUCAACACAAGCGAAAGAACGUGGGUCGCAUGAAUUUCCUGGAAAGGAUAUCCCUCGUCUGAAAUUAUUGCCAUACAGAAAAAUCUAAUCACUUUCACCACGUCUGACUCUUGGUCUUGACUUUCGGGGUAUAGCCCUGAGACUGAAAAUGCCCACCCUUGAUCACAUUUGUGCUAGUUUAAUGGUCUGGGGUUUGCACACCAUAGUUAAGGACCAAGGUCCUUUUGAAAUAACACAGUUGUUUUCCAAAACUGAUUCUCCCCUUCCCGGUUCACUUCUUUGAUCACUAUUGUAGCCAGCAGUCCAGUGCCAAAGUCUUGGGAAUGAUGACACUUUCUUGCCCAAAGACCUGGAAGCGUUCUGCCAAGUGGAACUCUUUCUGCUGCAUCAGGUGGUACAGUCUAAUCCACAUGUGGACACGAAGUUCAUAGGGAACAGGAAAUUGCAUCGGAUUUCCUCUUCCUUGUAGGGCUUUUGAGUCUGAAUUUUCUUGUUUUUGAUCGCCAGCAAGACAUAUUGAUGAUACCAUGUUUGUGAUCAGGUUGUAUGUUUUAAACCCUUCUCUCCAUUUUCCCUUUACUUUGUAUCCCUUAGGUCUCUUUUGCCGAAGUUCCGUGGUAAGAGGCAAACCAGGUAUUCCACUCUUCUGUCUGCCAUUAUCUACGCAAAAGAUAAAUGUUUUCUGUUGUGACAUCAACAGUGCAACUCUAAGCAGAGUUAUACCUUUCUAAAGCCGCAGUGGACUCAGAAGGAUGCAACUGCUUAGGAUUGCACUGUAUGUAGCAGGCUUGCGCAUUAAAGCCAAAACCCCACAUUCUGUCUGUUCCAAACCUAAUUAUUGGGCGGAAGGAAAUGUUGAUAUCUAAAAUUUGCUAUAUUAGGGACCGUUCAAUAAAUCUGGGUUACUUGACUGAAAUAUUACUGGAAUGGGAUCUGGGCAUGGAGGAAGGAAACGGCUGCAGAUGUGUAUCUAUCUUUUGUCAGGCAUUUUAAACAUAUAACGCAAAAGUG
Molecule: messenger RNA, 3044 nt
Organism: Heteronotia binoei (common prickly gecko)
Lineage: Eukaryota; Metazoa; Chordata; Lepidosauria; Squamata; Gekkonidae
Gene: FBXO21
Product: F-box protein 21
Exons: 12
Coding region: 28-1866 (612 amino acids)
Molecular function (GO): protein binding; DNA binding
Source: RefSeq, a predicted model, not a curated record